This is a messenger RNA of Lycium barbarum (goji berry), 1863 nucleotides long. RefSeq lists its product as uncharacterized. The coding region runs from base 1 to 1863 and encodes 620 amino acids. Lineage: Eukaryota; Viridiplantae; Streptophyta; Magnoliopsida; Solanales; Solanaceae. The record is from RefSeq and is a predicted model, not a curated record. The transcript has 6 exons.
AUGAGUAAUUUGGAGAAAAGGGACGCACACAAAGACCAGAACAAGAAUCAAAUUCAGGACCAUGAUUCAGGAUUAGGGGCCAAAAUCAGUGACACAUCUCAACAACAUGUGAACACUGAAGAAGUUGGAAACGAAAAAGAACAUCCAUCUGAUGAUGGGCUGAAGAAGCAUGGUUUUGACAUUAAAUGUGAUGUGUAUGCUAAUGAUGAUCAAAUGCUCACUUGCAAAAUAUGUCAUAACAAUAGUGAUAAGGACUUAUUCAUAUCAACUAUCUAUGCUAAAUCCAGGUCUGCAGGCAGAGUCCAGUUAUGGGAACAUAUGAGGGCUUUUGCAUAUGCUAUUAAUCACCCCUGGAUGAUGUGUGGAGACUUUAAUUGUAUAGUGAGCCCAGAGGAGAAAUAUGGGGGAACACCACACAAACUCAGCAAAAGCUUAGACUUCAUUGAAUGUAUUACGGAUUGUGGGCUUGCUGAUAUGGGCCACAGUGGAAAUACAUUUACUUGGUGCAAUGAAAGAAAAGAGGAGGAGAUCAUAUGGAAAAGAUUGGACAAAAUGAUUGCCAAUGAUGAAAUAGGGGCCAUGUUCCCCUCUAUCUCAGUCCAACACCUUGCUAGAGUGAGCUCAGACCACUGUCCAUUACUUAUAAAUCUUCAAGAUCAGAAUGUCAACAAUAUUAAGUAUUUCAAGUUCCUAAACUUUUGGACUGAGAAGGAUGAUUUUCAGGAUUUAGUAAAGGAACACUGGAAUCAACGGAUUGAUGGGAAUAUCUUUUGGAUAAUUCAGCAAAAAAUGAAAAGAGUAAGCAAGGCCUUGAGUGAUUGGUCAAGGAAUAAAAUUGGAGACAUUUUUAUCAAAACAAGCCAACUGGAGGAAUAUGUUUCAGAUUUAGAAGAGAUUUACAGGAGAUCUUUGGCUCAAGAUGAUAGAAUGACUUUGAAUAAAACAAAGGCUGAUCUGGUCCUGCAUCUCAAAACAGUUGAUGCUUAUUGGAUACAAAAAGCUCAUCUCAAGUGGAAAUUAGAGGGUGAUGAAAACACUAAAUAUUUUCACUCUGUGGUUAGAGGAAGAAGACAUCACAUGAAAAUUCAUAGAAUUCAAAAUGGUGAUGAUUGGCUAGAUGAAGAGGAUCACAUUGCCAAUGCUGCUGUGGAGUUCUACCAAGACCUCUUCUCUCAAAGUCAUGCUUAUAUUGAUUUGAGUAAGUGUUGGGAUAUAGUUGAUAAAGAUAUGAUCAACAUGGUGAGAGUUGUUCUUAAAGGGCAUCCAAUGCCUAAGUAUUUCACCAGGACCUGUCUAGUUCUAAUUCCAAAGGUCCAGCACCCCCAAGAGUUCUCUGAAUACAGACCUAUCAGCUUAAGUAAUGUUACUCAUAAGAUUGUGUCAAAAGUUUUGAAUAACAGGCUAUCUAAGGUCCUCCUUAAUAUAAUAUCUCAGAAUCAUAGUGGGUUCAUGAAUAAUAGGGCUAUGGGGGAGAAUGUUCUUUUAGCACAAGAAAUUGUUCAUGAAAUCAGGAAGCCUAACAAAGGAGGAAAUGUUGUGAUAAAGCUUGACAUGAAUAAGGCUUAUGACAGAAUUUCAUGGAACUUUAUCUGUGCAGUUAUGAGGAAAAUGGGAUUUAGUUGUAUUCUGUUAUCACAAAUGGAAAAAGAAAUGGUUUUUUCAAGUCUCAAAGUGGUGUUAAGCAAGUGUGAUGGUAAAUACAAGUAUCAUUGGUCUGCUUGGUCUAACUUUUGCUUGCCCACAAAUGAAGGAGAACCUCCAAGUCAUUAUGGACUGAAUUCAUCAGGGCCAAGUAUUCAAUUAGACUACAUCCAGUGGCAAGGAAGUGGAACUAUACACGUUCUCACACUUGGAAGAGGCUAA